AUGCCGAUCAAGAAGUACGACGGGUCAUCCGACCCCGAGGAACAUUUAAAUGUUUUCCUGACCCAGGCAACCCUCUCCACUCAGGACGACUCGGCUUUAUGCCGAAUAUUCCCCACAUCACUGAAAGGAAGAGCUUUGAGUUGGUUUACGAGACUGCCGAGUGCCUCCAUUGACUCGUUUGGUGCGUUAUCGUCCCAGUUCACCUUGCAGUUCGCAACGAGUAAGCCGUACAAGACGACCUCAUUGGCCUUGGCCGGGGUCCGUCAGGAAAAGAAAGAAAGCCUGAGAAGCUUCAUGGACCGAUUCAACAAGAUUGCAAUGGAGAUUGGUGAUCUUAAUCCUGCCGUGGCAUUGGAUCGGCUGAGCACGGCCCUCAGGCCGGGACCAUUCGUGAACAGUUUGUGCAAAAAACCACCCGUUGAUAUGAAUGACCUCCGACGAAGAGCCGAGAAGUAUAUGCAAAUGGAGGAACUGGCGGAGACCCGAAACCAGGCCAGGGCCGAAGAGGGUUACGGCCGAAAAGAGCCAGGCCGAGAGCCCCUGAAAAAGGCGAAUAAUGAGUCCCCGAGCACUCGACCGCCGAGAGGACCACGUUACACCGCCUACACCCCCCUGAAUACGAGCAGGGUCAAGGUGAUGGAGCAGGCCCUCGCUUCCGAAAUCCUUGUGAUGCCGAAAAGGGCGAACACUCCCCCGAGAGCCGAUAAGGCGAAAGCGUGCCGGUUCCACCGAAACAGAGGACACUCGACCGAAGAAUGCUCGGCAUUAAAAGACAAACUCGAGGACCUCAUCAAACAGGGCCACCUGUCAAGCUUCAUCACCCCCCAGAACCACCAGUCGAGGGGGAGUAACCGCCACCACUCACGGGAAGCACCCCCACCAAGAGACCGACGCCGCCGAUCCCGGUCAAACGAAAGGAGAGACCAGUCAAGGCAUUCUCGAGAAGACGAUGACCGACCGAGAAAGAUAAUAAAUACGAUAGCCGGAGGAUUCGCCGGGGGAGGUUCCACCUCAUCGGCGAGGAAAAGACACCUCCGGGCAAUGCGGUCGGUAAGUAGUGUGAACCAGCCAAGGAUGCCCAGGAUGCCACCCAUAACCUUCUCCGACCGAGAUUUUCGGGGGGUUGAUCCUGUUCAGGACGACCCCAUGUUGAUUUCCGUCGAAGUACACAACUGCAUCGUAAAGAAAACUUUGGUUGAUCAGGGGAGCUCGGUCGACAUAUUGUACUGGAAUACAUUUGUACAGUUCGAAAUUCCUGAGGAGAGCCUAGAGUC
Messenger RNA from Cajanus cajan (pigeon pea), 1274 nucleotides. The record is from RefSeq and is a predicted model, not a curated record. NCBI's taxonomy places the organism in Eukaryota, Viridiplantae, Streptophyta, Magnoliopsida, Fabales, Fabaceae.